Messenger RNA from Schistocerca gregaria, 2229 nucleotides. Its product is annotated as glutamate receptor ionotropic, delta-1-like. Gene Ontology annotation, cellular component: membrane. The record is from RefSeq and is a predicted model, not a curated record. The coding region runs from base 1 to 2229 and encodes 742 amino acids. NCBI's taxonomy places the organism in Eukaryota, Metazoa, Arthropoda, Insecta, Orthoptera, Acrididae. Gene Ontology annotation, molecular function: ligand-gated monoatomic ion channel activity. The transcript has 11 exons.
AUGAGCGCGGCGGCGAGCGGUGUCUGCCGCCUCCUGCUGGUGCUGGCCAUGGUGCUGCUGGGAGGGGGCGAAGCCCGCAGGCGGCGGCCGUGUCCCAGCAUCACCGCCGCAGACCUGGACGCCCGCGAGCUGCUGCUGCAGUACGCCGACUGGCGCCACUGGACACAGCUCGUCAUAUUCGCCAGUCCCACAGCAGGUUGCUGGCUGCCAUCACUGCUGUCAGUGCUGCACAGUCAGCAGCUGGUGACUGGACUUCAGCCGCUGGGGACGGGGCCUCUGCAGUUGGCGACUGCGCUGGCCUCUCGCAGGCACCGGGUGGGCGCCGUGCUGCCGCUGGCCACCACCAGCAGGCACCUGGACGAUCUGCUGCAGCAGGCUUCCGAUCAAUUGCAGUUCAACAGCUAUGUGUCGUGGUUGGUGCUUCGCCGAGCGCAGCCGAAUGCCUCGCAGCCACUGGUAGAGCGCUUCAGGUACCUCAGCCUGGCGCUGGACAGCGACGUCGUGCUGGCUGAACUCCACACGCCAGAGACAGCAACACGCAGGAGCAGCGGCAGAACCUCCGCCAGUGGGAGGGGUGAGCAGCGGGCGCGCGGUCGCUGCCGGGGCGGCGCCUGCAGACACAGCGGCGGCGCCAACAGCACGAGGGGGCGGAGGGACGUGGCGGGCGGCCUGUGGGCGGCGCCCGGACGUCGCAGGGGCGGCGGCGGCCGCGGCACCGCGCAGCGCAGGCCUGCAGCUUGGGCGCAGCUGCUGCAGGUGUACAAGAUCCGGCCGGCGCUCAACUCGUCCCUGGUGGUGGUACCCCUGGGCCGCUGGGACCGCGCCAACGGCACUGCCGCGCUCACCAGCCCCAGGGCACUGGAGGCCAGGGGAGAUCUGCAGGAGGCGGUGGGCGGCGCGGGCGGCGUCAAGGACCUCAAGACGGCCAGCGUCGACGACGACUCGGACGACGCGCGCAACCUCAUCGACGUCAUGGAGUUCGUCGCGCGCUCCCUCAACGCCAGCUACGAGCUGGUGGCGUUCCCGAUGCUGGGCUGGCGUAACAGCGAGGGCGCCUGGCUGCACCUGCUGGGAGCCGUGACGCGGGGCGCCGUCGACGUCGGGCUCGACAACGUCGUCAUCACCAAGGAGCGCGCGCGCGACAUGUUCUUCUCCUUCCCGCUCGUCGAGUCCAUGAAGAACAUCUACUUCCGGCGGCCGGAGGGCGGCGCGCUGCGCGACAUCUUCCUGGCGCCAUUCAGCCCGCGGCUGCUGGCGUGCGUGGCCGCCACUGGCACGGUACUGGCGCUAGCAGCCGCUGCCGCCACCGCCGCUGGCGUGGGCGCCGGCCUCGCGGACCGCCGCUGGGGCGCUGGGGAGGCUUUCGUUUGGAGCAUCAGCGUCCUCUGCAUGCAAGGCAGCACGUGGAACCCGCGGACGGCGUCCGGCAGCCUGGUGCUCAUGUUCGGGCUGGUGUUCGCGCUCGUCAUGUACAACGCGUACGCCGCCUUCAUCACGUCCGUGCUGUCCGUCAGGGUGGCCUCCAUCCGCGGCCUGGACGACCUGCUGCAGAGCGACUUCCAGUUCGGCUACACGCUGGCCGGCCAGGGCGAGAUGUUCCUCAGGACGGCGAACGACUCGCUCCUGCGGCGGCUGUACCUGCGCGGGCUGGUGGGGAACACGGGCGUGCACGACUCGUCGGAGGGCCUGCGGCGCGCCGUGCGGGGCGGCUACGCCUUCUUCGUGAGCUCGCGGCUGGCCCGGCGCGCGCUCGCCUUCACCGUGGAGCUGCAGCGCCGCUGCGACGUGCGGGAGCUGCCCGUCGAGGCCACCCGGUCCUCCGUCGCGCUGCCGAUGAGCCGCACCUCGCCGUUCCGCCGCCUGCUCAACCUGAGCCUGCUGCGCAUGCGCGAGGCGGGCGCGCUGGCGCGUGCGCGCGAGGCCCUGCUACCGCCGCUGCCGCGCUGCCACGACGAGUCGGCCUUCAACUCGGCGCGGCUGGCCGACGUCUACUCGGCCUUUCUGCUGCUCGGCUCGGGACUGAUGGGCGCCGCGGCGCUCACCGUCGCGGAGUUCGUCUGGAAGCGGCGCCGCCUCCUGCGCAGGCUGCGCCACACACUCUGCGGCGACGCCGACGGCGACGCCGCGGAAAUGUUGCGUCCCGUGGCGCCCGCGGCCGGCGCCCUCCCCACGGGGAGCAGGUGUCCGGCCAUGGCGCUGCCCCGCCCUUCCGUGCAGUGGCUCGGUUAA